Molecule: messenger RNA, 14843 nt
Organism: Diabrotica virgifera virgifera (western corn rootworm)
Lineage: Eukaryota; Metazoa; Arthropoda; Insecta; Coleoptera; Chrysomelidae
Gene: Usp16-45
Product: ubiquitin carboxyl-terminal hydrolase 16
Exons: 10
Coding region: 266-2842 (858 amino acids)
Biological process (GO): protein deubiquitination
Cellular component (GO): nucleus; cytosol
Molecular function (GO): cysteine-type deubiquitinase activity; zinc ion binding; cysteine-type endopeptidase activity
Source: RefSeq, a predicted model, not a curated record
AAGUUCCUAGAAGUUACUAGUUUGAAGUGCAAUGCAUUGUCAAAGUGAAAAAGUGAUCUGGGUUUUUUUUAAUUAGAAAUUAUCUUAUACUUCUGAUUAUAGUAGUUAUACAUUUUUGUGUUAUACGUUUAGACUAUAUAGGGUGAAAACGAGUAGGUAAUUAAAUUCUGAAAUCAACCCUCAACACGUUUUCAGAAAGUUUAAAGAGCCUUGACAUGUUCAAUUAGCAUAAAAGAUCGUGGAAAAUUAGAAAAUCAAAGCAACUAUGAACAAAAAGAAGCACCAAAGUGAUCCAAACGCCGAUAUUUCGUCAGAAUCCGCUGAUGAGAACCAAAAUAAUGUAGAAUGUUCUCACAUCAAUAAAUCUGUUGAUCUACAGAAGGUGAGAAAAGCUCUAAAUGGAACUGGCUUUCUCACAGAUUGUGAGUUUUGUAAAAAGACUCCUGAAACUAACGAUAUGGGUGAUCUUGAAUUUGACAACUCUCUAUGGCUUUGCUUAAAAUGUGGAAAUCAGGCCUGUGGUAGAGGAAGAAAUCAGCAUGCUUUGCAGCAUUUUGAAACUCCACGUUCAGAUUCUCAUUCUAUGUGUGUAAAUACCACUAUCUGGAGUGUUUGGUGCUAUGGUUGUGAUGAAGAAGUUAAUUUAACAUGCAAAAGAAAACUACUAGAUGCUGUGGAAAACCUUCGGAAACAGGCUGAAUCUAAUAAGAUAAAGCAACAACUACAUAUACCUCAAUUAUCUGAUAAAGCAUUGGACAUUAGUCCAUCACUGCCAUCUACAGCGAGUACAGGAGCAACUCCAAAGCUGAAUAAUUCGGCUACAGCUCAACUGCCAAGGGCAAGAGGUCUCUCAAAUUUAGGAAAUACUUGUUUUUUUAACUCAGUUCUGCAAUGUCUUGGACAAACUCCUUAUUUACUGAAAUUGUUAGAAGAAACAUCGGCAGAUAACCAAUAUUUCAAACUUCCUGGUGGUAAAAUUACAUUAGAAAAUAAAGAGGUGAUUGAACUGGAACCACUAGAAGGUGAUCUUGAGAAGUGGAAACCAUUACCUUCAACUUUAGCUGACACUUUAAGAGAAUUACAGAGUGGUAGACAAGAAGUGUAUGUUCCGAGAAUGCUUUUGUUGAGGUUUACUAACAAAGUACCACAAUUUGGAUUUGGAGAUCAACAUGAUGCCCACGAGUUAUUAAGACAUUUAUUGGAAGCUGCCCGAGAAGAAGACUUGCGACGAUAUAAGACUGUUAUUCUUGAGAAAUUAGGUUUUAAUGUUAAAACUAAUCCAGCAUCGGUGGAAGGUGAUAAAAAGAAAAUUGUGAAAUUUUAUGGUCAGCAAGCUUCUGAAAUGCUGUUACCGACAGAACAGGUAUUUAGAGGCGUACUUGUAAGUACUCUUCAAUGCCAGGAUUGUGGACACACUUCACACCGUGACGAGUUCUUCUUAGAUUUAAGUUUACCUAUUAGUGAGAAAAAACUUCCGCCUUUAUUGAGAAGAAAAGCCGAAGACAUAGAGGAUAACAACAAACCCUCCAAACACCAAAUUAAAAAAGAAAAACGAGCAGAGAGAAAGAAAAAUAAAAAACAGAAGAGUAGCAAGAAUGUAUUGUCCAAUACCAUUAUAUUCAACGACGAUGGUACUUUUGUGAAUAAAAGCGAUAGCGAAUCUGAUGCAGAUGUGGAGGACAACGUUGAGGAGGCUUCAACUUCCAAAGCAGCUCCACAUGAAUACAUUCCCAAAGGGACUGAAUCAGGUUAUAAUUCAGAUAAAAUCGACAAUAGCAGUCCAGAUUCAAACAACCGUGGAGUUUCACCGGAGAUGCGAGUAGAUGACAGCGGAGUACCGAGUCCGACGGUUGGAAUGCUGAGUGUAACACCGGGAAGUCCCGAAAAUAGUCCUGUUUCUAGCGAGACCCCAUUGGAUACCUGCAGUAGUUCGAGUCCUAUUUGUGGACGCAAUAGUCCCAAUGAUGAGAUUGUGGAGGAGUUCGAGCGACCAGAGUCAAGACUAGCAUUUGUAAGUAAUAAGAACGCGGAUCUAAAAGUUGACCUAGAAAAACUUAGUUUAGUAAAUGCUGAUAAUCAGAAAAAGCUUUUUGAUCAAGAUGAAGAUAGUAAUAUGGAGGGUGCUUGCGGUCCCGUCCCGGAGGACGAAAAGAUGGAGGAAGACCAAUGGGGAGCAGAAGAUGAAAGCUUGUGGUCCGGUACGAUAUCUUCGCGGUAUCAAUGCGAAGAAGGCGAAUGUUCUGUGCAAUCUUGUUUGAAUCAAUUUACCGAAUGUGAAUUGAUGGCUGGAACGAAUAAAGUAGGCUGUGAAUUGUGUACCAAACGAUUGGGGGGACCGGAAAAGAAGACCGUGUAUACAGACGCUUCAAAACAGUUGCUCAUAUACAAUCCACCUGCCGUGCUUAUUCUGCAUUUGAAACGGUUUCAGGUGUACCGCUUCCGUUCAGCCAAAGUUAGCAAAAACGUGAAGUUUACAACACUUCUCGACAUAGCUCCAUUUUGCUCAAAACGUUCUCAAAACCUGCCAACGUUCGAAGACGGUCAAACCAAGGUUCUGUAUUCACUGUAUGGUGUAGUAGAACACAGUGGUGGCAUUCACGGUGGUCACUAUGUCGCAUACAUUAAAGUACGUGCGCCUUUAGACGAACAUAGCUACAGAUGGAACUACCUUCCCAAAAACCAAAAGCAAAAAACCGAUAACAGUUCCAAAGGAGCCACGGGAGAACCAGAGGUACCACCUGGAAGAUGGUUCUAUAUUAGUGAUUCUUAUGUAUCUGAAGUAUCAGAAUCCAAGGUUUUAGCAGCGCAAGCUUAUUUACUAUUCUAUGAAAGAAUAUUGUAGGGUUUUUCAAUUAUAUAUAUAUACAUGGACUUGUAGAAUAUACUGUUAAAUAAGUUCGUUUGAGGUGUCUUAAGGAUUGUGGGAAUCAUUUCAUUUUAAAAAUGUUACAACAUAGUAAAAUAUAAUUUAUAUGUACAUUUUCCGUAUGUGUUAAACCUUUUGUGUUUCUUAAAGAUAUGGCAAAUUGAUUCUUACUGCAAAAAUGUCUUCAUUGUUAGGAAAGUGUUUGAUUUUGAGAAAAACAGCAGAGUUUUAAAUAUCUUACACAUACAAGAAUCUUUAUAAUUAUUAUUUAUUUGUGAUAUCGUCGAAUUAUUAUUUACAAGAACCCUCAUUACCAUAUUAAAUACAAGAAAUAUGAUACGGCAGAAAGGCCGCAAUGGCCUGUAUGACAUUCUCCGGAGUUCAAACUAAUUCUAACAACGCAGAGUUGGCCAGCUGUGACCGAAGAAUGCUCCGUCCUCCCUCGGAACCAAGUCAAGUCGAUAUAAAUGGGGUUGAAGUGUUGACCGAAAGUAUUCCUGACAAUAAUGUAUUAAUUUCGCAAGCAUAGCUAUUUAUAUAUCGUUGACUGCUACUCUGAAGAGGAUGUUCGAUGAGCAGUUAAACCAUUUUCUCGUCAUUAUCAAUCAGCCAAUCGCGUCCACUGCUGGACAUACGCCUUCCUCAGUUAUUUCCAGUGUUCUCUACACUAGGUUGCUUGUAACCAGUUUCCCGCUACUUUUUUAUGUCGUCGGUCCAUCUAAUCGGUGGUAGUCCUCGGCUUCUUUUAUAGUUUCUGGGCCUCCAUUCCAUGAUUCGUCUUGUCCACCGUCCAUCUUGUGUUCUGGUUAAGUGCCCUGUCCAGUUUCACUUCUCUGUCUCUGUAGAGUAGGGAGUGUGAGUCAAGUCCCACAGCACUUAGGCCACAAUUGACCCAUUGUACAUCCUCCCAGGGGGUUGUCGUCCUUAGUUCAUCAUCCAUCCUGCCAUUUCCAGGAAGGUGGACAAAUCACCUGGUGACAUCUCCCCUAUAUCGGCAGGUGUAUGCCAAGGCUCGCCGAGCGCAUACUCUCGUAUUGACGAUAACUCCGGACAUUCACAUAGGACAUGCUCGACAGUUUAGUCAUCUCGUUCACACCUCCUACAUAGAGAUGUGUCUACUAGCCCAGUGCGUGUUUUCUUAGUUGACAGUGGCCAGUUAAAAAACCAACUGUCAAGCGUAGGUUUUUCCUGGUCAUUCUCAAGUACUUUUCUGAUGCUGACUUCCCAAGGUUCCUUAUUGUUACCUUGGCGAGUCUACAUUCUGGCCCGUCUUCCCAUCUUUUCACGGUUUGCGUAUGGGAGUGACAUUUGACAAUUUCCGCGAUUGUUGCAGUUGACCAGCCAAAAAGAUCACCAGGUCCUAAGAGUCUUAGGCCUACUGCCUUCCUAGCUAGCUGGUCAGCAAUGCGGUUGCCUUUAUUUCCGUUGUGUCCUUUAACCCACCUCAGGAUGAUGUUGUUACCAUCCGAAGCUUGGGCUAGUGAUUCAUGACACUCCAUUACUAGCCUUGAUAUGACACGUGGUCUGUUCAGGGUUAGUAGCGCUUGUCUGCUGGUCCAGUUUCACUUAAGCGUAGUAGUUCUUUCGAUGACGUCUUGAACUCCUGAUUUUUGCAUGAUUUGUUGGUUUUUUAUGUGGUCUCGAAGGCUCACGUUUAGCAUUACACGUUCCAUGGCUCGUUGUUUAACUCAGAGUUUAUUCGCCAUUAAAUAUAAUUAAUUAUAUAUUAUAAACCAGUCUUUAAAAUAUCGGAAACACGACACCGGUCUUCUUCAUAUGCUGCGUCUUCCUAGUAUUUUUCCUUGAAUGAUUACUUUUGUAGUAAGUUGUAUCUUGCACCUCUCAUCACAUAACCCAGAUGGAAUUUUCUAAUUUUUACUUUUUGAAACAAUUCUAGGUCUUUAAGACCUUUCGCAAGACUUCGUUGGUAAUUUUGUCAACAUAGGUAUUCCAAGUAUAUCUCUGUACAAUCAUAUCUCAAAGACAUAUACAGGGUGUCCAGAAACCCUCCCGACAAACGAAAACUGGAGAUUCUUGAGAUAAUUUUAAGACAAUUUAACCCAAUUCAACUAGUCCGAAAAUGCUUCCUAAGGGAGAUAGAGCUCUUUGAAGAUGCGUCUUGAAAUUAGUUUUUCUUAAAUAUCUCCAGAACGCUUCUAUUUAGAAAAACGAAAACUGGUACACUUAUUUAUCUUCCUACUUAUUUAUAAUAUAUUUUUCAACAGCAACUUCUAAGUCAUAAAACAUCCAACUUUUAAUCUCUUUGCUUCCUACAUAUCUCUUUUCUUCUUUCGUAGCCUCUUCUGGUCCACUUCUGGAUAUAGGCAUCCCUUUGUGUUUUCCAUGUUAGCCUGUCUUGAACUAUCUGCUGGCAGUUUCUCCCUGCCUUUUCUUAAGCGCGAUUGAGGAAUUUUACCAUCAAUUAAAACAACAUGACGCAAACGAAUCAAAGGAACAGGUGGAAAAAGAUAUAAGAAAUAUGGGAAAGAAUGUACAAAAAAUAGUGACAAAUUGGAAACUACAUAUUAUGUACAAUUUUAAAAGGAAAUAUAGUUGUAAUUGACUUAUUUAUAACGUAUUUAAAAACAUUUUUGCAGAUAUGAAUGGUGAAUGGUAAAAAGAGAUAUUUUUUAAUUUAAUUAUUCAGUUUCAAAUUUAAAAAUGAUUAUAUCUAAGAGGAAGAAAGGCAUUCUGAAUAUAAAAUAUGCUCGUAUUUCCUUUCUUUUUUUUUUUUUCUUUUGGUAAAAUAUAAUAGUUUGAAUAAUUUACAUUCAGAGCACGAGAAACAACAAAAAAUUAGCUAGACUUCGCGUUAAAUUGCGAUUCCAAUUAAAUAACACAAUAUUUUAUAAACUGAUACAUACAUAAAGUAAGAUAUACACGGCAAGGUCGGUUGGAAAGGGAUCACUUGUUGAUUUGGCCUGGUGUUCCUCUUAGGGCCGAUUUCUCAUAUCGAGUUCAACUCCAGUUUAACCUGAACUUCUAGUGAACGUCAGUUUAAAGUCAAAAUCGUCUUUCUCAAUUCACAUUCAACCGAUGACAGUUUAACUACGUUCAGCUUGAACCUUUCUUAAACGGUGAAAUUCGGCCGUUCAAAACAAUUAGAACCCAGUUCAGAUGAUUUCACGGAUUACGCAUGCGUGGUAUUAUUGCAACGUAUCAUGAGACGCAUAUUAAGCAUAACGAUAAACGAUAACAUUAUUUUUAUGUUUAUUAGAUUUAUUAAUAAUUAUUAAAAUGACUGACUAUUAAUACUUAAAUUUAACGUUAUUCAGAAACAGCAUAAAAAAAGUCAUAUAAAAUGGUGAUGGUUUUACCGUUCUCCAUCUAUUGGCAUUUCUCGAAAGCUGUAGAACUUGAACCGACAAUGAGAAUUACAUUUCCAAAUAAACCGACGUUCACGGUUUAACCGUAGUUAACUGAACUAUACGAGUAGAUUAACGCAGGUAUGAGAAAUCGACCCUUAAACUCACUUUAUUAAUGGAUUCGUUAUCCUUGAAAUUAGUAGAAACCAGUCAAUUAAUUUUCAAAAAAAAUCUAAUUGCCUGAUUUUCGCAUAAUGUCUUUAAAUGUAUUCAUUUUUUUCGAAUCCUGAGAAAACUAAUAAAUAUUUUUGAAAAAUUUAAACGGAGAAUGGAAGAUUACAUUAUCUCUGAGGGCCGACAGUCCCUGAAAACUUUCAUAGAAAGUUACAGGGGUGAAAAUAAAAGAGAACGUUUACUGUGUUUUUUAAAUGCAAAUAUUUCAUUCAAAAGAAACUUUUUUUUAUUUUUUAUUCUAAGGGACUCUCGGUCCUUGGUAAUAACAGAAUCUUUCAUUCUGCGUUUAAAUUUUUCAAAAAUACUUACUAGUUUUCUUAGGAUUCGAAAAAAAGCAAUACAUUUAAAACACAUUGAAAAUUUUGACAGGCGACAUUUUGCGCCUUUCCUCUUAAGAGCUAAUUUCAUUGUCAUAUAUGGCUUUUUCAUUAGUUAUAUUUUUAACUUCAUGAACUACCUUCAAGCCAAGUACCACUAUAAGUUUUUGUUUUUAUUUUUUUUUAUCUGUUUCCUUACUCCCUCAUUUGACAGUUGGGUAAAACACAUGAUUUAUUGGCAGAAUACAAUCCAAAAUAAUUGUUUGCUUAUUACAAUUUAAUUUAAAAUCUGCUUCAUUUGAAACUAUUUGAAUUAAACGGCUUUUUAAUGUUUACACAUGAGAGAGGAGCUGUCGUCUGACACACCUCCUUGUAUACACUUUACAUUAGUUUACAUAGUUAAUUUAUUAAGUCUGUUGGCCAUAGUUUAUUCAGUCGUCUCGCGAAUCCAAGUGAAGCGUUUACGAGUAUUACUUCUUCAUUUAUACUAAAUUUACAAUCAAGAUGCAGUAGAAAUGAACAAACCAAACACGUUAUACUAGGAGCACACCCGAAUCAUAAUUACAUUGUAUUACAUGUAUAUACAUUGCAAAUCCCAAAUCGUGAUUUCCAAAGUUUAUACAUUAUAAAUUAUGAUUCGGUAGUGCUCCUAGUAGCAUUUAACGUGUCUUGGUUUGUUUAUUUCUACUGCAUCUUGAUUGUAAAUUUAGUAUAGGUGAUCUCUGAAUCUGUCAAGGUAAUUUCUUAAUAUUCUUCUUCCUCUACCAAAGGUGUAGCUGAGUCGCCGUGUAGGGUUUUGAUUGCUUACAAACCAGAGAGCACUGAACGUCAUUCUUAAUAUUUUUUGAUUGAACUGUCUGUAUUAUCUUAAUGUUGGAUGGUUUUGAGCAACCUCAAAACUGCAUAUCAUAGGUCCAAAUUGUUUUUUUUUUAACAUUUGUAGGAGCAAUUCAUUUUCUAUGAUUACUUUACUUAUUUGUCUUGCUUUAGUGUUAAUCUGCGUUUUCUUGGCUUGGUUUCUGAGUGCUGACGGGUAUCUGCGUGCAAUUAAUUGUUGUUUUUUGGACACUUAUCUUUUCAAUUUGCAAAAGUGACUAGUUGAUCUGUUUUCAUUUACUUUUACUUUCCAUAUCUUGAGUCAUAUAAUUCUACUUGGUUAAGGUGGUUUCGUAGAUGUGUGGAUUUCGUGAUCGUGUCCUCGUUGAGAGCGAUUAUGGUAGUGUCAUCGGCAAUUGUUUAUAUUUCUGUUGUAUUUGUGGUUGAGAUGUUUGCAGUUACAUAAUAUCAGGUAAAGGAGAGGAUCUAGCACACUGCCCUGAGUAGACUAUCGUAUAUUGUAGUUAACAUCGCCCAUGCCUUUCGUGGUAGAAUUUUGAAUAUUAAUCCUGUUAUGAGGUCGAAUGAUUGUUGGAUUAUUCUAUUUCUUGUUUCACUUCUCAUGGAUCGAGAGGUUUUACCUAUUAGUAGCUUCAUAGGACAAGCAUUAUCCAGGAAGGCUCUUAAUAAAUUUUCGUUACUACUUAUUAUAUGUUUUGUUAUUUCGUUAUGGAUGGUGUUCUUUAAAAAUUGUCAGAUAAGUAUUCUACAAACGUUGAUACUUUUUCCUGGUCUGUCGUUCCCCAUGUACCGUCGUGUUUCUUAAUUUGUUGAUUAUAUAGGUCUUUUUAGAUUCUUUGUUACCUUCCAGAUUGUGUGGUCAUCUGUUGAUAAAGUGCUAAUAUAGUGUUCAAAUGUAGAAUUGCGUGCGUCUUGGUGUAAACUUUUCAACUAUGGUGUAUUCCACGAAUAUACGUCUGUUUUGGAUUAUCGCGACAACGAAUACUUUAGUGUGCAACAUAAGAAGUACGAAAGUAUUUUACUCUAAUAAUUACUCCAAUAAAUAACAAUAUAAUUUGCAAUUUACUUUCGUUCUUCAUAUUUUGCACAGUAAAAUAUUCGUUGUCGCGAUAAUCCAAAACAGACGUAUAUUCGUGGAAUUGGGUAUAUAAUGGUAAUUAAAGUAUGAAACUGUCCAGCUUCAUAGACUUUCUUCUUUUGGCAUCAUAACCCUGGCUAUGUCCUUCCCUUCAGAUCUUUCUUGUGCCCUUCUUCUCCUUCCUUCAUAGCAACUACAGUUCAAUUUUCCCCGCAAAUAAUUUAAUCCAGAUAAACAUUUCGCAUGAAUGCAUUCAAGAAUGAUUCAAAAUGUGUUGAGUAUCCAGUUACAAUAUUUCUUUCCUCUAUCAAUUUUCGGUUCUUCUAAUAAUUUAUCAAAAUUCUCAAGAGUAAAAAAUGUCUUUGAUUAUAUUGCAAACCCAAGUUUUUGAGCUCUGAAUAAUUGUUCCUCAACGAAAGAUACGAGUGUGCUUACUUAAUUAUGUGCAGUAAUAAAAAAUGGUAGAAUUUUUUUUAUUUUUCCUAUUACCGCAUAAUUUCUUUAGGUCCAUCUGCACUGUUUGUCAAAAAUAGCUUAAAACUUGGCUAUUUUGCAAUCUGCGUAGAAAACUAAAUGGGAACAUAUUCGGAAGAAAAAAGAUCAUAAUGUGCUCUCUCUCCUCGUCUUCUUGGUACACUCUGUGCAACAAGUUUACAGAAUGUGAGUUCUUCCAACACAAGCAAAAGAAAAAAACAAUAUUGUUUGCCGCAAACUAUACAAGCACCUCGUUUUCAGCGAUCAUGAAUUAAUACUGAUGAAAUUUGUUGCUGUCCACUGCGCUAGGAGGCGGAGCCUAAUAUCAAAAAGACCAAGUCUCAAGCUACUUUUAAAAAGUUGUACUUUCACAGAAAAGCUGUAUAUUCACAGUUUUCUUUAUAAAAAAACUUUUGAUAUGGUAAGCAGUAGUAUGAAAAGCGUUUGCUGUAGGUCAAAAAUAGUUACUGCUUUGAAUUUUUGUUUUUUUCUUUCUGUCUUAUACAGUUUUAGGUCAAGUUUGAAUUUACAGAAAAUAUACUUAUGAUAUAUGUGUACCCAAAAAUAUCACUUAUAUCCUUUUUGCUCUAAUGGCUUCAAUUAUUGUGAUAUUUUUUCCAGAUUAUCAAACUAUCUUCUUAGCUUUAUACAGUUAUUAAAAAAGUUUGAAACUAGAAUAUUUGUAUAAAAUAUCUAUUUUUACUAACAAUUAGCUUUCUUAUUUUUAAGUUUCCACAAAUAAACUUAUAAAUAGACCUGCAUUCCCGUGAUGUUUGCAGUAAACUUAUCUACUUCCAAACGAUUGACUAAACCGGUGCAAAAUUAGUUGUAUUACUUUUUAAAUGAUUCGCUUGUGCAGAUCUAGAUCAGAGAUGCAGAUCUGCAAGCAAACUGUAAUAUAUUUAAGUCAUUAGGACAUGAUAGUGGAUUUCCACAAAUGUCAUAGGACAAUAUCAGUAAAUUCGUACCACAGUUUGUCCUUUUCUGUGGGCCAUUUCCAUUUAUUGAUGUCACUUGUAGUCAACUCAAUUUAAAGAAGUUGUCAUGCUAUUUUUUGUCUUCAUACUUAACAAUCGAUUGCAUAUAUCUUCAAUUUGUAUACAUGUAUUCUUAUUCCAUCUUGUUCCAUCUUCGAUUGUAUUUGCCAUGUUUUUCAUUUUUUUACUAUUCUUCGAUAGUAUUUUUUAUGUGAUUUUGCUCUUAUUCUUCCCUUUUCUUUUAUGCUCUUCCUUUUUUCUUUCUGUUAUUGUAUAUAUUAUUUUAUUUCAAGUAUUUCUUUCUUCUUCUUCUUUUGGCAUCAUAACCCUGGAUGGUUCUUUGUUUGGCUAUGUCCUUCCAUUGGCUUUUCUGAUGUCUGACUCAAGAACUUGGUUGAAUAGCAUGGUUGAUAGAGCGUCUGCCUGUCUCACUCCCUUGUUGAUAUCAAACAGGGAGUCAGUUCUGCAUCUAUUCUGACUGCGGCUUUUGAACCCUGCAACGUCAUUUUUAUGAGGCUGAUAUAUUUCUUAGGUAUAUCUAGGUUACGAAGGUCUUACAGCAUUUUGUCUCUUUUCACACUAUCAAAAGCUUGUUUAAAAUCUAUAUACACAUUAUAUAGUUCUGUGUCGUAUUCAUAAGCUUUUUCUUGUAUCGUUCUUAGUAUGAAUAUAUUAUCUCUAGUGGCUCUAUUAGGUCUGAAUCCAUUUUGAUAAUCACCAAUUAUAUUUCAUAUGGCAAGUAUUUUCAAAACUUAAAAGAUCAAAAAUUAGGAAUCUUCUCUUUUUUCGGGUUUGUUAAAAUGUUAAAUUUAAAUUCGUUAACAGUCAAGUUUUUUAAUACUUGCUUAAGUAAUGAAAAGCCUAUAAAGUAUUUUUUGUGUUCCCGGAAACUCUAUGUGGACUUUGUUUCUGAAUCUCUGAUCUAGAUUAAAUUAGUUCGUUAAGACCAUGUAUGCCUCAUCGCACUUCAACUUCGUGAGAUUUUGAGCGCUUAAAUAGUUAAUAGUUACGUAAACAAUUUGACUAAUGUGUUAAUUUGAUUAUUGACAUAAUAUUAAUAUUAAGACAUUUCAACCCGGAACAGUCUGAAUCUCUUUUGCAAUUUUAAGAGAUAUUUGAAUGUGUCUUCUUACGAAACAAAUCGAAUGCCCUAUAUAAUUAUUUAACUGUUGUUGCCAACUUGUAUUAAUAGUCUGAUAUUUAUUAUUAAACUGCAAUUUGUGCUCUUACAAUCUGUAAACUUCUUUUUCACGUUAUAGAUCUAUUCAUCUUUUCAUUUAUUAAUUAACGACGUUCUACACCUUCGGCAAAUAAUUAAGGAUUUGCAUGAAAUUUUAGUAUGUUAUAGUUUACUUAAAAAAACUAAGACUUGAUUUUUUAAAAAUUGUUUUACCGUGCCGUUUAAUUACUAUUAAGGGUCAAAGUUAAGUUUUAACAUGGGCUCUUAUGGGAAUUCUUAAAAAGUUAAUAACUUUUGACCCAAAUUUACGAUUUUUAAUUAUUUGUGCUUAAAUUAAAGGUUUUUUGUAAGGAAUAACAUAUUAAAAAAUGAGGAUUGUUUACCGUACCAUUAUUAAAUAAAAGUGAAAAUACUGCAUUGUUAACAACUUUCGCUUGCAUAUAAGUUUCCCCCCCCCCCUUUCCUCUGAGAGGCAUACCCCGCAACGAAGGUGUAGAACGCCGUUAAGGUUACUUUCCAAGACGUGUUAUAUAGCAUCAUUUCUUAGAAAUAACUACCAGCUAUAUUUGCAUCUUUUUGCAUUACUAUUACUUGCUUGUAACAUUAUUUUCUUUAUCUUCAUAAUUGAUGAUAUGAUUCAUCGUCUUUUGUCCAUUCUCAAUUCACUGAUUUGUUUUUGCAGUGGUAGAUAUUUUCCAUACCCACACUAACAACUCUUGGCAAUCUUUUGAUUUUGCUAUUGUUCGCCAGAAUCCUCCUCCUCUAUCUUUUCUCCUUCGUAAGGAUGUGGCGUCAUCUAAUUUGUUUGACUAUUUCUGUCCAAUUAUCUAUCUCUAGUGCGUGUUGUUUUGCUUCGGACAAUGAGUAACCGGUCAUGUCCUUUAUUGGUCCGACCCUCAUACUGGAAAUCUUCCUCUGGAUCUUUUGCCCUCUGUGUUACCUUCACCUUUAACUAUCAUUCGUUCCAUGCCUUCUCUUUAAGUUAUAUGUCCAAAAUAUUUCAGUAUAUUUUGGUUGAUAGUUGUGGUGAGUCUAGUUUUUAUGUUAAGUCCUGCUAGUAUUGAAUUAUUAAUGCGAUGUUCUGUCCAUGGUAUACUCAACAUUCUACGGUAGACCCACAUUUCAAAUGCCAUUCUUCUUCUUUCAGUACCCUGUCCGAUUAUCGAACGUUGGCAAUAAUAACUCAAAUGCCAUUAUACGCUUCAAAUCUGCUUUUUUGUCUCCUAAACGUAGGCGGCGAUUCUUCUUCUUGAUGUGCCUAUCCGUGACGAAUGUUGGCGAUCAUCAUGGCAAUCUUCACCUUAUCUGCAGCAACGCGGAAAAGCUGCACAGAUGUUGUGUUGAACCAGGUUCUGAGGUUCUUUAACCAGGAUGUUCUUCUUCUUCCAGGACCUCGCUUUCCAAAUAUUUUUCCUUGCAGAAUGGCUUGUAGGAGGGCAUAUCUGGAUUCAUUUCGCAUAAUGUGUCCAAAGUAUUCCAACUUUCGAGAUUUGAUGGUGGUCAGUACCUCUCGGUUCUUCCCCAUUCUUCUAAGGACCUCCUCAUUUGUGACCCGAUCAGUCCAUGGGAUUUUAAGAAUUCUCCGAUAUAGCCACAUCUCAAAUGCUUCCAAUUUUCGGCACAUAUCUUCGUUCAUGGUGCAGGAUUCAACACCAUAAAAAAGGACAGAGAAGACGAAACAUCUCGGCAUUCUUACUUUUAUACCAAGAGAAAGGUUGUGGCUCUUGAAAAACGCGCCCAUACGGUUGAAGAUUGAUCUAGCUUUUCCGAUGCGCGCUCUUAUUUCUUGGUUAUCGGUCCAUUCUUCAUUUAUUAUGGUGCCGAGGUAGUUGUAGUGCCUCACUCUUUCUACAGGGGUUUGGUUGAUACAGAGUUGACCUUCUGUUAUCUUUUUCUUGCUGACGAUUAUAAGCUUUGUUUUCUUUACGUUUAUAUUGAGUCCAUAUUGUUGACUGUAAUACGUGAUUUUGUCCAUGAGGACUUGUAGGUCUUCUAGGUUGUCCGCAAAUACUAUGGUGUCAUCUGCAUACCUGAUAUUAUUUAGCCGGUACCCGUUUAGUAGAAUACCUUUUCAGUUUCGUGCAAAGCUUCGAUAAAUGUUCUUUCAGAGUAAAGAUUGAAAAUUAGGGGAACAAAAUGCAGCAUUGCCUCACUCCAUGCAUGAUUUUGACAUAUUCGGUGAGUUCACCGUCAACUCUCGAGGUUUGCAGUCUGAUUCCAGUAAGGUUUGUAAUUAUUUUCAGAUCUUGGUUGUUAAUUCCUGCUUCUUUUAGUAUUUGCAUCAUCUUGGCGUGUUGUACUCGAUCAAACGCCUUCUCGUAAUCAACCAGACAUGCGUAUACGUCGCAAUUUACGUCUCUGCAUCUCUGGAAUAAGACAUGUAUUGAAAACAAAGCCUCUCUCGUACCAACAGCAUUUAUGAACCCGAACUGGUUGGGCGAAAUUCGACUUUCACAUAGCUUGUAAAUUCUCGUAUGGAUUACCUUUUGGAACAAUUUUAGGAGAUGACUCAUCAGGUUUAUCGUACGGUAUUCUUCGCACUUUUUGGCUCCUGGUUUUUUUGGAAGUGCAAUAAGCUCAGACUUCAGCCAUUCUGUUGGUAUUUGUCCAGAGUUGUAUAUGUUGUUGAAUAUCUUUGUGAUUAUUGCUAUUGUCCACUGUUAGUAAUUACGGAGCCUAAGUAAUUAAAUUGUCUGGCUACUUCGUAACCUGCCAAGUUUCUUAUCUCUGUUUGGUUGUUUCUGAUUCUGUCAGUACUCUAAUUAGAUUUUCUGAUCAGUUUUUCUUCUUUUCUUUCUAUUAUUUAUUGUGUGGACAGUCUUCUGGCAAGUUGGUUGGUAUGGUCUUUAAUCCGGUUAUUGUGUUUUUUGACGGAAUUACAUCUUUGACAGAUUGAAUUUUAAGAUCUUUAUGUAUUGUUUGAUUUGAGACGUACCAUGGUGCAUUGAUCAUAGAGCAUAGUGUUUCAGACUGGUAUGCUCUUAGUAUUUUUAUAUAAUAUGUGUACUUGACUUGGCAAAAAUUCUGACUGGAAUGAUUCACCGUUUUAUAUCCUUAAUGACGCACCAUCUACAUCCGCCGAAAACAGAUCCAGCGGCUCUAUAAUGAAAUAUUCGAAGGUAAUGUCAGCAUCAUUUGCACCAAUAUUAAAAGUUUGGAUAUGUUACAUAAAUGUAAUCAUUAAUGUUUACUUAAAAAACGGGAUGUAUGGGAUAUAUAAAAAUAUCUUUUUUGUAUAUAGUAUAUUUUUACGAUAAUUUAUCCCAAAUGCAUUAGAUAAUUUCGUACUAGUAAACACCUCUUUCCUUAAGAAAACGGUUAAAAACAAGGAACCCUGUGAUUGCAGUUAAUUAUGAAUAAUACUCCUCGCCGUUUUUUCAUUAGUGCAAUGAGUGUAUAUUAUUAAUUUUCGCACUGAGGUUUUUAAAUUAUUGAAUUUUAGCAAGCACUAGGGAAAUUUAUAAAUUUAAAUUUAUUUGCAUUAUUAAAUUAUUUCAAUUAUUUUCAGCUUUUUUGUCAAAUUUUUUGCAGACAUAACUUUAUUGUGUAUUUAUUAAAAUAAUUUUAUAUAUUAA